Molecule: messenger RNA, 512 nt
Organism: Paraglomus occultum
Lineage: Eukaryota; Fungi; Glomeromycota; Glomeromycetes; Paraglomerales; Paraglomeraceae
Source: the annotation of a GenBank genome assembly
CAGCGUUUGCUGACUUUAACGAAGGAGAUAUCAAUUUCAUGCCUACUUACAAAUACGACAACGGAACCGAUAAUUACGACACAAGCGAGAAGAAUCGCAUACCAGCCUGGACAGAUAGAAUUUUAUUCCGUGGAAAGAAUAUACAAUUGAAACGAUAUUCACGAGCUGAGAUACGUAUUUCUGACCAUAGACCCGUGUUGGCAUUAUUCAGCAUUGAGAUUACCAAAUAUGACGAAUUGGCGAAGGAGCGGAUAAAAGAAGAACUGUAUACAAAGAAGAAGUUAACUGUCGAGGUUACUGAAAUUGAAACCUCGCAAAUAGCCGUGAAAGAGGGAACCGAGUCAUUGGCGAUUUCCGAAGAAAUCGGGACAGAUUGCCCUUGUGAUGUUACUAGCUCGACGAGUGAAGGUGAUGCUGCUGAAGCGACAUCUGCUACAACAAAGUUGUUGGAUAAUACGGAGUCUUCUCAAGGCGAGUUUUCUGAAUCAAUACUUGCUCCCAACGAAAAAUAA